Carlito syrichta (Philippine tarsier) is the source of this 2433-nucleotide messenger RNA. RefSeq names its product tudor domain containing 3 (gene TDRD3). Gene Ontology annotation, molecular function: protein binding. Gene Ontology annotation, cellular component: nucleus. NCBI's taxonomy places the organism in Eukaryota, Metazoa, Chordata, Mammalia, Primates, Tarsiidae. The record is from RefSeq and is a predicted model, not a curated record.
CUUUCAGAUGAAGGCAUUGAAGCUUGCACAAGUUCUCCUGACAAAGUCAAUGUAAAUGACAUCAUCCUGAUUGCUCUCAAUACAGAUCUGAGAACAAUUGGCAAGAAAUUCCUCCCCAGUGACAUCAAUGGUGGAAAGGUAGAAAAGCUUGAAGGUCCAUGUGUUUUGCAAAUUCAAAAAAUUCGUAAUGUUGCUGCGCCAAAGGAUAAUGAAGAAUCUCAGGCUGCACCAAGGAUGCUGCGAUUGCAGAUGACUGAUGGUCAUAUAAGUUGCACAGCAGUAGAAUUUAGUUAUAUGCCAAAAAUAAGCCUGAACACACCACCUGGAACUAAAGUUAAGCUAUCAGGCAUUGUUGACAUAAAAAAUGGAUUCCUGCUCUUGAAUGACUCUAACACCACUGUUCUUGGAGGUGAAGUGGAACACCUUAUUGAGAAAUGGGAGUUACAGAGAAGCUUAUCAAAACACAAUAGAAGCAACAUUGGAACUGAGGGUGGACCGCCUCCUUUUGUGCCUUUUGGACAGAAAUGUGUAUCUCAUGUCCAAGUGGACAGCAGAGAACUUGAUCGAAGAAAGACAUUGCAAGUUACAAUGCCUGUCAAACCUGCAAAUGAUAAUGAUGAAUUUGAAAAGCAAAGAACUGCUGCUAUUGCAGAAGUUGCAAAGAGCAAAGAAACCAAGACGUUUGGAGGAGGAGGUGGUGGUGCUAGAAGUAAUCUCAAUAUGAGUGCUGCUGGUAACCGAAAUAGGGAAGUUUUACAGAAAGAAAAGCCAACCAAAUCAGAGGGGAAACAUGAAGGUGUUUAUAGAGAACUGGUUGAUGAGAAAGCUCUGAAGCACAUAACAGAAAUGGGCUUUAGUAAGGAAGCAUCAAGGCAUGCUCUUAUGGAUAAUGGCAACAACUUGGAAGCAGCAUUGAAUGUCCUUCUUAACAGCAAUAAACAGAAGCCUGUGAUGGGUCCACCUCUUAGAGGUAGAGGAAAAGGCAGGGGGCGAAUAAGAUCUGAAGAUGAAGAGGACCUGGGCAAUGCAAGGCCAUCUGCACCAAGCACAUUAUUUGACUUCUUGGAAUCUAAGAUGGGCACUUUGAAUGUGGAAGAACCUAAGUCACAACCACAGCAGCUUCAUCAGGGACAACACAUUUCAAGUACUGAACAAAAUGGAGUAAAAGAUAAUAAUCAACCAAGACAUCUUCCUCGAAAUGAUACCAGGCAGCCAAGAAAUGAAAAACCUCCUCGUUUUCAAAGAGACUUCCAAAAUUCAAAGUCAGUUUUAGAAGGUGGUGGAUUUCCUAGACACAGAGGUGCUGAGAGACCAAGUACUUCUUCAGGAUCUGAAGUAUGGACUGAAGAGAGAAUCAAGUGUGAUAGACCAUAUUCUAGAUAUGACAGAACUAAAGAUAAUUCAUAUCCUUCAGGUUCUCAGCACAAUGAUGGUGCUUUUAAAAAAAGAGAUAACUCUAUGCAAAGCAGAUCAGGGAAAGGUUCAUCCUAUGCAGAGGCAAAAGAAAGUCCACUUCCUCAAGAAUCCCUAGAUUAUAAUAAUCAAAAACGUGGAAAAAGAGAAAACCAAAAUGUGAAUCCUGAUCAUUUUUAUGACAGAAAGUCACGAACAAUAAAUAAUGAAGCUUUCAGUGGUAUAAAAACUGAGAAACAUUUUAAUGUAAAUACUGCAUACCAGAAUCCUGUUCGAAGUAAUAGUUUCAUUGGUGUUCCAAAUGGAGAGGCAGAAAUGCCUCUUAAAGGAAGACGAAUAGGACCUAUUAAGCCAGCAGGACCCAUCACAGCUAUACCCUAUGAUGAUAAAAUAUUUUACAACAGUGGGCCCAAAAGAAGAUCUGGGCCAAUUAAACCAGAGAAAGUACUAGAAUCAUCUAUUCCUAUGGAGUAUGCAAAAAUGUGGAAACCUGGAGAUGAGUGUUUAGCACUUUAUUGGGAAGACAACAAGUUUUACCGGGCAGAAGUUGAAGCCCUCCAUUCUUCGGGUAUGACAGCAGUUGUUAAAUUCACUGAUUAUGGAAACUAUGAAGAGGUGCUACUAAGCAAUAUCAAGCCCCUUCAGACAGAGGCAUGGGAGGAAGAAGGCACCUAUGAUCAAACUCUGGAGUUCCGUAGAGGAGGUGAUGGCCAGCCAAGGCGAUCUACUAGGCCAACCCAGCAGUUCUACCAACCUCCCCGGGCUCGGAACUGAUCUGAAAAGAGUCUUUGUGAAGAAAGGAGCCCUUGACUGAAACGUCCUGGUCAAAACCUGUUGACAGACUCUCUCUACUUUCUCUUCAGAGUAAGAAGCAGCCGUGGUGGAUUUUAUUUGAAGAAGGAAAAAGAUUCAACUGGCAUAAAGAAUGGGAAAAAAUACUUAGUUAAAUAAAGCAAAUACUUUUGCAAAUGAAAGGAAACAUUUUUUUCUUUUCAUCAAUAAAACUAUUGUGCUAUUAUA